UUAAAUGUAUGUUGUUGUUGUUGUGUUUUUGCACAACACUCAUCCUUUGUUUCUCAGCAUGUUAAUUCCUGACAGCACGGUUCACUUAAGCUUUUAAAGGGGCAGACUGUGACGUCAGCUCGCUCUCUGGACGUAUGCUAUAGUGCAGUAGCAGGACACACACACACACACACACACACACACCGACUGGCUGCUGAGUAUUAAUAUUCGCUUGGCUUUAUUAAACUACCCUACGCAUUGUCUGCAAAACGCAGGGGCAGACCGGGGGGAUAAACACAAAGGCAGAUUCCGCGACAGACGCUGCCGCACUUUCCCAAAUUGAAAUUUCUGUUAGACGUUGGGAGGGAAUUGAGAGAGAGAGAGAGAGAGAGAGAGAGAGAGAGAGAGAGAGAGAGAGGGAAGGAGGGAGGAAGCGAGAGGGGACUGCAGAACAUACAGGCUCUGGAUGAAUAACCAUGGCAACAGCAGCAGCAGCAGUGGAAGCGGUGAUAUAAACAUUGCAAACCGCGCGCAUCCCUCCGCAAACAGCGGAUCACUCAGUCAAGGCUGGACCCGAAACCCUCUGCGGAUAUUACGCUUCAUCACUGCUAAGGUGAUGAGUGGGAUUAUAUCAUGUCUGAAGUACAGGGAACACUGGAGUUUUCUGUAGAGUUGCACAAGUUUCACAAUGUGGAUCUCUUUCAAAGGGGGUUCUACCAGGUACAUGCCGGGCUGAAGGUCUCACCUCGAGUGCCCCACAGGUUGAUAGUGACAACACAAGACAAUACAGGAGAAUGCAGCUUCAGCUCUGCGGGGGUUUACGACGGCACCGUGUUCAGUCGGAUAUUUCAGAUCCUUUACAGGAAUGAAGAGAUUACGGUGAAUGACUGUAUGAUCUUCAAAGUCCAUCUGCUAUUAGACGGAGAAAGGGUGGAGGAGGCCUUAAGUGAGGUGGACUUUCAGCUGAAGCUGGACCUUCACUUCACCGACAAUGAGCAACAGCUUGCAGAGAUGGCGACGGUCCCCUUGAUCAGCAGUCGGACCCUCAGCCUCCACUUCCACCCACGGAGAGGCCUCCACCACCACAUCCCUGUCAUGUUUGACUACUUCCACUUGUCCGUCAUUUCUGUCUCCAUACAUGCUUCACUGGUUGCCUUACAUCAGCCGCUAAUCAGCUUUGCACGUACAGGGAAGGGCUCUUGGCUGGGGAAGGGCUCGCCAGAGAGCCCGAGCGACCCAUCUGCCAUGUCGGUAGAGAACCUUGUGUUCGGAGCUGGCUACUGCAAGCCUGUCAUCUCUGAGGGGAGCUUUUAUUUGCCCAGUGAAAACAGCCUGCAGAGAGCUCAUACGUGGCACCGGCGGCUCUGUCGCCUCCUGCUGGUCGCACACCAGGGCCUGCACACUUACCACUCUGCACUGAUGAAGGAAAUCCCACAGCUACAGCAGACUCCACUAGACUCAGAGGUGCUGCCUGUUGACGAAACUCUAAAUCAGCUUACAACAGAGUUACAGCUCCAGGAAGGCCAUGAGAGGGUAGCGGAGCAGAUCAGCAGGGACGUGAGCCAGCUCUGCUCCCAGCUGGCUGCUCUGUGGAGCCACUUCCUGGAGGCCGCUAUUCUCAACCCCCACAUCCUCUCCUAUCUUGCCCAGGAGCACCACACACUCAGGGUCAGGAGGUUCUCAGAGGCAUACUUCUUCACCGAACACUCCAAAGAGAUAUCUUUGACUUUUCAAGAGGAACUAAUCAACAGACAUGGCCAGAUAGCUACAGAAGUGCGGAGCUCAGACUACCUGACCAAGAUGCCUCCUUUACCUGUUGAGUGCCUGGAUAUCGAUGGAGACUGGAACAGCCUGCCCAUCAUCUUUGAGGACAGAUAUGUGGAGUCUCCUCAAACAGAGUGGCUAUCACAUGUGCCAACCACUGAUGGCCAGACCAACUCAGAUACCAACACCUCUCAUGUCAAUGGGAUUUUUGAAAGCAACCAGGGACCCAGAUCACCAGCAGUACACCAGGAUCCCUUGGACAGUGAUGAUUGCAUGGACCUACCUACAUAUGUCUCACUCAUGGCAGAGCAGAGUAAGACCAGUACCAAUAUCAGAAGUACCCAGAACCUCAUUCGUACCGAGGACAUUGCUGAACCCUAUCGAGCAGCGGCAGAGCACUUGAAGGAACCAGAAGAAAAACAAGGCCAGGAUAAAGAGAGCUGUAAUCCAGGCCUGGGAUACAUCACAGAUAUGCCUUCUGAUGUGGAUCCAUAUAGAGAAGAAGCAGUCCUGGUUCUCUCCUCAAACCACAAUCUCCUCACUGACUCUAAUAACAGCAGUGAUGAGUCUCCUGCUCAUCGUGCAACGGAAAAUAUCAUCCUACUUUGUGAUGCCACAAAUGACGGCAAUGCAACAGAGAGUGAAAAUAAUGAAGAGGAGUCUGAUAUUGCGAUGCCAUUAAAUCACUCCAUGGAUGAUGAGAUUGAGGAUUUUCCUCUCAUCACUGCCUAUGCGCAUCCAGUUAUACCUCCUUUUCCCGGUGAUCUCAGAAAAGAGGUGACUCAACGCGGAUGCCUGAUCGGCUCCAAGAUCAUGAAGCGCUCGUCCUCAGUUAUUUCGGACUCGGGUAUUGAGAGCGAGCCCAGCUCGGUGGCCUGGCCCCUGGAGGCCGCACUGCGAGGCCGACCUCCUCUAGACUUUUCCAGUGAACGGGAGAUCCCACAGCAAAUAGUGUGUCGCCACCCGGUCCACCGCAGCUCUCUGGAAGGCCUGCAGAUGGAGAGCAACGGCAGUGGAGGCAUACAGGCCUCACUCACUUCUAUCAGCUCCCUGCCCUACGAGGAGGACCAGCAGCAGAGGAAGCUCAGUAAACUGACUAAGUCAGUUUCGGCACCACAGAUAAGCAGCCCUGAAGACACUGAGGAGGACCAUGUGCUCCUCAACCAGGAAACAGAUACUAAGAGUUUAGCGCAAAACCAGGAUUCAUUGAAGAUCAACGGCUCUUCUUUGAACAGCAACCUGGAUUUGGAGCAAUCCGAAUCCUCUUUGUUAGAUCCGACUUCAACGUCAAAUCUUGGCCAUAUCCUCAAAGAGAAUAUUAGCUCUGAAAAGUCAAACACGCCACAGAACCUGUCAAAGACAUACAGAACCAAGUCAGCGUUAAGUGGUGUGUCUGAAGUGCUGCUUUUACAAGAGUCUGAAAAGAGCCCUCAUGUGAAGGGAAGCACUGUUAUUGGCAGCCAGGGGGAGAAUAUGAACCAUCAAACACACAUCAGUGGAGUAAGCGCUUCAGAGGAGGAUGUGCAUCUCGUUGAAACAGAAGCAGUGCCCUGCAGCUGUGGGAACAAACCAUGUGUGCAUAAAAGUGCAGAGGCACAGGAGAGAAUUAACACUGUAGAUCAUUGCCAAAGUUUCCUUCAGACUGAAGUGCUUAGUGUUGAGGGCCAGAAGUGUCUGGAUCCCUCCCGAUCACCUCUAGGGCUUCAACACACCAAUGACCUCCCCAGCAGUACCAUCACACAGAGGCCGAGUGAUCUUACAGGGCUGAUUGCCAACGAUAUCGCAUCACCCGUUGACCUCAGUGGGAUGUCAGCCAGUGAGAAAGAGCCUUUGGACUGCCAAACUAAGCCCUCUAAGAUCCCCAAUUCAGGGCUGGCCUUCGUGAAUAAGAAGAUGGUGGAGGUGGUGAACAUGUCAGUGUCCUGUGCCCCGACCUGCCUGCCAUUUUCUUCAGCGCUAAGAGACUCUCCAUCCAUCAGUGGAAUGUCCGCUCGCCAGACUACCUCACCUAUCACCCAUCAGCCACUGGGCUCCUUUGGUAUCAUCUCCUCGUCUUCGCUCAAUCCCUUGAACAUGGACGACGAGACCAACGAACGAAUGCUAAAUUUCUACAAAGCCAAAGACGAGCUGCUCAAAGAGUUGAGCUUUCAAGCCAGCCUUUACAGCGACCUCUCUCUCCUGGCAUCAGACCUGCCCUAUUUCCCCCCCGAGGAGGAUGACGAGGAGUUUGAUGACGGCAUACACCUUGUGGUGUGUGUCCACGGGCUUGAUGGAAACAGCGCAGACCUUCGGCUGGUGAAGACUUUUAUUGAGUUGGGACUGCCAGGAUCCAGACUGGACUUCCUCAUGUCUGAAAGGAACCAGACCGACACAUUUGCAGAUUUCGACACCAUGACGGACAGGUUGCUGGAUGAGAUCAUUCAGCAUAUCCAGCUGUACAACCUCACCAUAGGCCGGAUAAGCUUCAUCGGCCACUCUCUGGGGAACAUCAUCAUCCGCUCCGUGCUGACGAGGCCCCGCUUCCGCUGCUAUUUGCCCAAACUGCACACUUUCCUCUCGCUGUCCGGCCCACACUUGGGAACGCUGUACAACAACAGCACACUGGUCAGCACAGGUCUGUGGUUAAUGCAGAAGCUGAAGAAAUCAGGAUCCUUGCUGCAGCUCACCUUCAGAGACCACGUUGAUCCACGGAAAACAUUCCUCUAUCUCCUGAGUCAGAAACAAGGGCUCCAGUUCUUCAAGAACGUGGUGUUGGUGGCGUCUCCACAGGACCGAUAUGUUCCUUUCCACUCUGCCAGAAUAGAGAUGUGCAAAACCGCUCUCAAAGACAGGACCACAGGGCCCGUUUACACUGAGAUGAUCAGCAACCUUUUGCAGCCACUUAUGGAGGCUAAAGAGUGCCGGCUGAUCCGCCAGAAUGUGUUCCACGCUCUGCCCAACACAGCCAACACCUUGAUUGGGCGUGCGGCCCACAUUGCUGUCUUGGACUCUGAGCUUUUCCUGGAGAAGUUCUUCCUAGUGGCAGGGCUCAACUACUUCAAGUAAAGGUGCUAGUACUGCAAGCUUACAGGAAAGAACCUUUCAGUGGCUGAUGGAGCUGAAUUGGAGGAUAAGGUCCUACCUUCACUUUGUACAAUAUCUUAAAUGUAUAUAACGGUAUCCAAGUGGCAAGGCCUGUUUAUCCCCUUUGCUAGCAGCUGUUGUAAAAAAGACCAGUGUAUUGUGACUGAAAUACUAACUCAGAAGUCUGAGUUUGACAUGUAGCCAUGCAAAACAAAACAUCUGACAUUUAUCAUAGGAUUAAUUGUAGAUGUUUUAUGGCCUUAUUAAUAACCAGAGUCAGCCAAAACAGAUACUAAUUGUGGUCCAAAGCAUUUAACUACUUUCCCUUUAUAGUUGGUUUCAAGGCUUCCGAAUGGCUGGUUGAUUGAAUUCUUCCUCAAGGGUUACACCUUUGAUCUGAACAGUCUUAAACUGUACUUUGAGCCGAGGUAAUAGAUGGGUAGCAUUUAUCCCCUUGAUUGUAUAUGAAGUAUUUUGUUGUACAAAUAUGUUCCUUUAUACAAAAAUUAAUAUAUUGUUUAUAAUUAUUUAUUUUGUAUGUAUGUAUCUACAGUGUAAGUAGUCCAUCUAAAUGUGAUUGUUUGUGUGUUGUUAUCAUCAAAUCUAUCAAAUGAAAGUAUACAAUGGAGGCAAAAGUGUUACUCCAUGUAACCCCAAUAAUUCAGUAUAGCGGAUAUCUGUUUUUUCACACACGUGCAUCAGUUUGAUCUAACUCAUUGAUCCUGAUUAGCUAAGUGGUUUCAGCAAAACUGAGCAAUACAGUAUCUUUGAUACCAGGUGGCUCUAGCUGCUGUGUUAGCCUUCACUUCUUAAUUGAUUGUUUGCACUAAUUGAUUGAAGGGUUGAUUGAAUAAGUUCAUGAAAAUGAGCAUUUGCCAAGUCCCACCCUCCGCACGUUACUGUUGCCAAGCCUGUCAAGCUUACCAGACCAGUAAUACGGAAGAUUACCACUCAAAAUUCAUAGUAAUUUUUGGAACAAUAAUUCAUUGACAAAAGCAGACAAAAGUAAGAGUUAUUCCUCUUGGUUCUGUUGUUUCAAAUGACAACUUGUGCUGGUAGAUUAUAACAGCUAUAGCUAGCUAGCUAUUGUUAGCUACAUGAGUUGGUGGAACACACACUUUUUCAGGCUGACUACACUAAAUUACAGAAAGAUGUAGGAUCAGACAGUAAUUUCAUUCUAAAUUAUUCGAUACAUGUUUGUAUUUUCAAGCAGUAUUUUAACCUUAACGUUAAAAACAAAAAGGCUUGUCGGAUGAGAACUGAGUUUUGCAAAUGUACCAUAUUGGCUUAGUGUUCUCUUUCUCCAAUAAAGAGCUUCUAACGUUAGCCGAAACUCUGAUAGCAUUCAGGACCAGCUUCACAAAAAAGAGAAAUACUAAGCAGAGCUUUUUGCAAUGUAAGCUGUAACCCACGUAAUGCAACCUAGUUAGGUAACGAUGUGCUCCUCAACUUUGGAAUAAUGCUUGGUUAGCCUACCACUGGAGGUACAAAGCUAGUUAGCUGGACAUGCUAAUGUUUGCGGAUCACAUUUAACUCUCUCUCUUUGUAUACUGCCAUAAUAAUAAUAACUUUAUUUAUAUAGCACCUUUAAAAACAGAGUUUACAAAGUGCUUUGACAGACAAAGCACCAACGACUAACCAUGUACGUCAAUCUAACAUGUUGAAAUCCAAAGCUUUACAGUCUUAUUGCGUCGUUACAAUGGCUAUUCAAGGGUGGGGUUUAGCAAACGGUCAAUUUUCUUGAUAGACUAACUGACAGUAUUGAAGCAAAUACCACUUUAACACAUUUAAGUAAGAUGAUUUCCAUUUUGUUUUUUAAAUCAUGUGACAGGGAGACAGCUUACCGAUAUAAUUAACAGCAAAUCUACUGUACAUAAAAUGUGAAACUAAUUAUCCAUGACUAUACAGUACAAUAUUACAGUCUAAUGACCAUCUCUUUCCUAAUGAGCCUUUUAAAAUUGAAGAUUAAAAUUGUCUACACGGGGAUAGAUUUCAUGAGGCACUCAUUAUUUUUUUUAAAUGGCUUAAAUCAGGGUGUCAUUGCUUUUGUUUUCUUGAAAACUGGAUGCCUGUGCGUAAUACAGACCUACUGCCAAGAUUCUCCCUCACGCACUGUCAUGUUCUAUAAACCAACUUCAAUAUGAUGCAUGAUGAAAGCAGGGAGGCUCUGUCGUAGCAGACACCGUCUCGUGUUCCCGAAACACAUCCGAUGCCAUAUCUUGAUCAUCUCAUCAGCUAUCAAGCAAAUGUAUGAAUAUUUUUCUCCACAACAUUUGCUGUCACAUUCAAGCGUGACACGAGAGUUGUGUUUUUCCAGCAAACUGGGUGAGGACUGUUUCCCUAAUCACUAAGCUGUCCAUCAAAUGUUGUUUACAUUUAGACAUUAGAAAAACUGUCAUCAUAGUGCUGCCACAGACUCUCAUAUCCAGCGAUGGUAGCGCAUCUGCUGCGUUUGUAGUUAUGUACAUACAGAGAGCUAUAUAUAACCUUUGCACUGGUUUGAUGGCAAGUGCACUUUAUUGACA
This is a messenger RNA of Anarrhichthys ocellatus (wolf-eel), 7331 nucleotides long. It is a transcript of the gene fam135b, whose product is annotated as family with sequence similarity 135 member B. The record is from RefSeq and is a predicted model, not a curated record. Gene Ontology annotation, biological process: lipid metabolic process. Bases 613 to 4788 code for a protein of 1391 amino acids. NCBI's taxonomy places the organism in Eukaryota, Metazoa, Chordata, Actinopteri, Perciformes, Anarhichadidae. The transcript is spliced from 20 exons.